Molecule: messenger RNA, 294 nt
Organism: Phycomyces blakesleeanus NRRL 1555(-)
Lineage: Eukaryota; Fungi; Mucoromycota; Mucoromycetes; Mucorales; Phycomycetaceae
Exons: 1
Coding region: 1-294 (97 amino acids)
Source: RefSeq, a predicted model, not a curated record
AUGGAUCCCUCAAAGACAAACGCUAACUGGAACAAGGCUGCUGGUUCCGUCAAGGAAAAUGUCGGUAGCGCUAUUGGUAACAAGAAUAUGCAAGGCGAGGGCAUGACCCAGAACUCGAGCGGACAGGCAGAGGAGAUGGGUGCCAAGGCCCAGGGUUACGUCUCCGGUCUCAUGGAUCAAGCCAAGGGUGCUGUCAAUGGUAUGGUCGACAGUAUUACUGGAAACGAUACCAGCCGUGCUGGAUCAAAGGCUCAGGAGCUUUCUGGUGAAGCUCAGAAGAAGUGGAACUCUUAA